Molecule: messenger RNA, 1080 nt
Organism: Grosmannia clavigera kw1407
Lineage: Eukaryota; Fungi; Ascomycota; Sordariomycetes; Ophiostomatales; Ophiostomataceae
Product: mitochondrial carrier protein
Exons: 2
Coding region: 1-1080 (359 amino acids)
Biological process (GO): magnesium ion export from mitochondrion
Molecular function (GO): magnesium ion transmembrane transporter activity
Source: RefSeq, a predicted model, not a curated record
AUGGUGACUGGCACCGGUGAUAAUGACUACGAGGGGCGGCCGCCGUACCUGCAUUCCAUGCUUGCCGGCGGCCUCGGCGGGACCUGCGGCGACAUGUUCAUGCACUCGCUCGACACGGUCAAGACACGGCAGCAGGGCGACCCGCACAUUCCGCCCAAAUACACCUCGCUCGGAUCGUCGUACUACACCAUCUUGCGGCAGGAAGGCAUUCGACGCGGGCUGUACAGCGGCUGGCUCCCGGCGCUGCUGGGGUCCUUUCCCGGCACGGUCAUCUUCUUUGGCACGUACGAGUUCAGCAAGCGGCACAUGAUCGAUGCCGGCGUGACGCCCAACAUUGCGUAUCUGGUGGGCGGCUUCCUCGGCGACCUCGGCGCAUCGGUCGUGUACGUGCCGUCCGAGGUUCUCAAGACCCGGCUGCAGCUGCAGGGCCGCCACAACAACCCGUACUUCCACUCAGGCUACAACUACCACGGCAUGACGGAUGCGGCUCGCACCAUUGCCCGCAUCGAGGGCCUGCCAGCCCUCUUUUACGGCUACAAGGCCACGCUCUUCCGCGAUCUGCCCUUCUCAGCCCUGCAGUUCAUGUUCUGGGAGCAGGCCCAGAACGGGGCACGCCACUGGAAGCAGAGCCGUGACAUCGGCUUGCCGCUCGAGUUUCUGACGGGUGCCGGUGCUGGUGGUCUCGCUGGCGCCAUCACCUGUCCCCUGGACGUGGUCAAGACCCGGCUGCAGACGCAAGUGAACCCGGAGGUGGCCACAACGACAACAACAACUUCAACCAACCAAACGGCGCCCAAGUCCGGCAACACACCUCCACAGAAGCGUCUCAUCUCGACGUCGUCGCCCUCCACCCAUACGCCGCGUCCCGGUGCCGUCAGCCUCAAGACGUCGUCGGUCUACACCGGCCUCAAGCUCAUCUACCGCACCGAGGGCGUCGGCGGCUGGUUCCGCGGCAUCGGCCCCCGUGUAGUGUGGACGAGCAUCCAGAGCGGCUGCAUGCUGCUGCUGUACCAGACCAUCCUGCGCAAGCUGGACGAGCUGCUGCCACCGGGGCCGCGGCCAGAGCUGGACGUGCUGUGA